AUGAGUCUGAAGUUGUGCCAUAGAGGGCACUCAAUGUGCAACUGUCUACAUCGCAGAACCUCCUCAGUCGAGCUCACCAGUUUGCAAUGCUGCAAGAGGACGAGCACCUCGCAGUAUCGGCGGCACACCUCAAGUGCCGCAGCUGCACCAGCUAGACAAGUUCAGGAAUAUGUCCAGCGAGGCAGUCAUUCUGGAGCAACAGGUCCUCUAGGUCUACAGGCACAACAAAAACAAGCGGAUCGAGAAUUCUUCGCAGAUGUCCUCAGCAGUGCUGCCACAAAACGAGAUGCUAAAGCAUACUUGAACCGUCUGAAGAGCCCAGCUAAGACCAAAUCUAUACCCUCGAAGUCCAGGCCCUCGAAGCCGGGAAGUUACGUCAAUGUAGGCAAUCUCUUUCGAGGCAGCCGAGCUGCUGAGAUGAGUCCCGUCUUCUCUCAGAGUCCUACAGUAGAAAUGGAAUUUCAAGAAACAGAAACGUUGCACGUUGCUUUGGUCAAGAUUAAAGAUUUGACGAAUCUGGCACAAGAGAUGCUUGACGGUAUUGCAGAGACUCUGAAUCAGCUGAACAGGCUUAGUAUUAGUCCAUGUGUGGUCAUUGAGCCAUCGACGCAAGACCGUAAACAGCUCAGUGAGGGAAUUGACAGAUUAGUGAAUGUAAUCAACAAGUCCGGCGAUAUCGCAAGACCAGUGGACAACCUCUUCAGCACUCGCAACACUGGGCAGCUAAGGAUUACAAAUAGCAACUUACUGUUCAGGCCACUAAGAAAGAGCAAGAUACCAGUGAUAGGAAAUGUGGCGUAUAAUGAAGACGAGCAGAGUAUGUGCUUGGUUACGGCCAACAGCGCCGUAUUAGCUUUGAUCAAAGAGCUUGCUGGUUUGAACGUCAAACCUCCAGUGGACGAAGACAAUCUAGCAGACACCUCUACCACUAGAGACGUCCAGAAACAGGUCUCACUUGACAGGAUAAUCACGAUUGACUCAGCAGGAGGCAUUCCGAAUACGAAAGCUGCAGACGGCAGACACGUCUUCCUUAACCUCGACCAAGAGUACGAAGUUGUACGAUCUAGUCUGCAGGCAAAAGGCGAUACUGCAUCAGCUAUAUUACAUUCUUCAAAUCUCGACCUCCUCAAGCAGGCCCUCGACCUCCUCCCUCAUUCUUCUUCUGGCCUCAUGACAACCUAUGAGGAGGCUGCAAAUUCCAAUAAAGCAUCUCAGAGCCGCUCCGCAUCUAACGUGGGCACACGACGAUCAAAAAAUGCACUAAUACACAAUCUUCUGACCGAUAAGCCCGCGUAUUCCUCUUCUCUGCCUCUGGGCCGUCUUGCGAAGAACAGCUUAGCCGCAGCCGAACCGUCAGUGUCACAUUCGAGCUUUAUCAAACGUGGAAUGCCACUUACCAUCUUUCCCAACCCAUUCGAAACACCCUGGACUCCUACAGCACCACGGCUCAAACUGACCGACCCGCGAAUCGACCUCCCACGUUUAGUGCAUCUGAUCGAGGACAGCUUCAACCGCAAGCUCGACGUCGGACACUAUCUUAAUCGCGUCAACAACCGCAUCGCAGGUGUCGUCAUAGCAGGCGAAUACGAAGGCGGCGCAAUCCUUACCUGGGAAACACCAUCCGGCACAUCAAACACCCAACCUGUCCCCUACCUCGACAAAUUCGCCGUCCUAAAACGUUCACAAGGCGCCGGUGGCGUAGCAGAUAUCGUCUUCAACGGCAUGGUGCGUUCCUGCUUCCCCAAUGGUGUAUGCUGGAGGUCUCGAAAGGACAACCCCGUGAAUAAGUGGUAUUUCGAACGCAGUCGGGGGACGUGGAAGUUACCUGGGCAGAAUUGGACGAUGUUUUGGACGACGCCUGGUGUGGAGAGGGGAGGUGAGGUGUUUAAGGGGUAUGAAAGUGUGUGCAGGGGUGUGAUGCCUAGUUGGGCUGAUAGUAAGAAGCCUGCUGAUUGA
This is a messenger RNA of Lithohypha guttulata, 1956 nucleotides long. RefSeq names its product Amino-acid acetyltransferase, mitochondrial (gene ARG2). The transcript has 2 exons. NCBI's taxonomy places the organism in Eukaryota, Fungi, Ascomycota, Eurotiomycetes, Chaetothyriales, Trichomeriaceae. The record is from RefSeq and is a predicted model, not a curated record. Gene Ontology annotation, cellular component: mitochondrial matrix. Gene Ontology annotation, molecular function: L-glutamate N-acetyltransferase activity, acting on acetyl-CoA as donor. The coding region runs from base 1 to 1956 and encodes 651 amino acids. Gene Ontology annotation, biological process: L-arginine biosynthetic process; L-ornithine biosynthetic process.